Dermacentor silvarum is the source of this 613-nucleotide messenger RNA. RefSeq lists its product as uncharacterized. Lineage: Eukaryota; Metazoa; Arthropoda; Arachnida; Ixodida; Ixodidae. The transcript has 4 exons. The coding region runs from base 248 to 613 and encodes 121 amino acids. The record is from RefSeq and is a predicted model, not a curated record.
UUCGUGAUUCUCAUACCAGACGAGCGCUGUGUCGGCAAGGAAAAACAUAACAUUACACAAUUGUGCAGCCCAGUUCCAACCGUUAUAACGGCUCCCCCUUCGGUAGUUCGUGAGCCACUCGUCGACAUCUUCUCCGGCUUUUCCUCCGAAAGUGAGUGGCAUCCGGUAGUACCGCCACGUAAAACCCGGUGCUGGCCUUGGAGCCGCGUCAGAGCCUUCGGAAACCUGGUGGCAGGCGUCUUCAGGCAUGUCAGGUUUCAAACAAAUUUUUAAAGAUAACUUCGCCCUUCCAAACGUUUCGACGUUCCUGCGUUAUCUAACAGCAAUAGCUGCGAUAUCUGAUAACAAGCAUGCCCACAUUUAUUCAAGCUGGCAUCGUCUUCCUAUUAUUGUGUUGGACGUGGUGCAUUGUUCAAGCAUGCAAACACAACGAGCACAAAGUCAAGUGCUAUCAUCAUGUGGGCGUCCCCGGAGAUCUGUGCCCAGGAGUGAAGAGAUGGCCAUGCAGCGGAACGAAGAAAAGGUGUGCAUGUGUCCCGGGAACAUCCCAGAGGUGGGACGGCUACUGCGUCCCGCACAGAGACUGCGUCUUCAGGACCCACCAACCAGAUAA